Fusarium keratoplasticum is the source of this 1302-nucleotide messenger RNA. RefSeq lists its product as uncharacterized. The transcript has a single exon. The record is from RefSeq and is a predicted model, not a curated record. NCBI's taxonomy places the organism in Eukaryota, Fungi, Ascomycota, Sordariomycetes, Hypocreales, Nectriaceae. Bases 1 to 1302 code for a protein of 433 amino acids.
AUGAAUCUCACAGAGUUCAGUGCCGAAAUCCUCCUCCAGAUCUGCGAAGAGUUCUGUCAACAUUGCCAGGAAAAGCACCUGAAAAUUCCUAGACCAGACUGGUGGCGAAGAGACUCCUCUCGCCGCGCUCUCCUCGACCUCUCACUCGUCAAUAGGAAGGUAGGAGCAAUCGCUCAGCGGGUACUUCACCAUCAUUUUGGCUACGUAGAUAAGGAUAGGGAGCCUGAUGACCUCGCUAGGUUCUGCCGCACCAUCUUUCAUAACCCAGAGCUUGGCAAAUGCCUCCGAUGGGCUAAUCUCUCAGUACCCGAGACAGGGAUAGACAGGGACGUGAUUCAAUGUUGGCUACCAGAUGCUUUAGAAAAGUUUGGCCACCACAUGGCCCUCAAUGUACAUGCCUUGCAGGAGGAUUGGCUCCACUGCUCUAUUUCGCCACUCAUUCUGCUGCAAGCUCCAAAUCUGGAACGUAUCGACGACGACGGUAAGAAUGAGGGGGCAUGCCUCGGCAUGCUCGCCGGGUCCGUGGUCCGUGAUGGCGCACUCCCGCAGAAUCUGAGCAACGUCUGGCUGGGGGAUUGGAUCUCCUCUAUGGGGGCACAUGACAGAUUAGGUCAAAGCCUCUCCUUAUGGGGGCUUGGGUAUCUGCUCAGUUCCUUGCCGAAGCUUCACACAUUGGGUAUCUACUGUCCGGUGUUUUCGAGUCCUGACGAACGGGUGUUGCUUCAGCACCUGCGUGUCCUUCGGCUUGGUGACUUUUUGAUGCGCCGAGACGAGCUUGAGAGACUAAUCUCGUGUACACCAAUGCUUGAAGAAUUCGCACAUUUUUACUUUGGUCUACCCGCCAUGUUUAGGGAAGAUACAGCCACUGUCCCCGAUAUCUGCGAAGUUUUAGCCCUGAGGAAGGAUACCCUGCGGCGUGUUAUGCUCGAUGCUUCAUGUACCACUGAUGACAUUCACGCUCUAAGGGAGCUGGAUAAUCUGGAGGAGCUGAAGAUCUGGGCAGGACCUGCUCUCGAACCCCAGUUGGAAUUAUAUCGUCUCGACAGCCAAGCCCUGGCGAGAGCCCUGCCACCAUCGCUGCAGAAGCUCCACGUCAUAUUAGCCCACACAGGUGUGGCCUCGGCCGGUGAGGCUUUAAUGACGUACAUCUGGUCAACGUACAGAGAGUCGUCCGAACAGCAGAAGCUGAAGCAAGUGUACUUUGACGUCUAUGAAGAACCAGCUCGGCGGUACAGUCAUUUCAAGCAACUCCUUGAAGGGGGGGGGGCAGGAGUGGACCAGACAUGGGACUGUUGUGUUUAG